Molecule: messenger RNA, 3470 nt
Organism: Trichogramma pretiosum
Lineage: Eukaryota; Metazoa; Arthropoda; Insecta; Hymenoptera; Trichogrammatidae
Exons: 6
Coding region: 316-1506 (396 amino acids)
Source: RefSeq, a predicted model, not a curated record
GAGUUUCUGGCGUGUGUCGCGCUGCUGCUGCUGCUACACGAGAGCUGCUGCUAUGCUGCUCUGCUGCUCCGAUCCGACAGUUCGGUGUAGUACCCCAGUGCGUGUCAGUGUGCGUGCGUGAGUGCGUGCUUGCCUUGCCUUGCCUUGCCUGCCUGCCUGCCUGCCUCUGCCAGUGUGUGUAUUAAAUACCUAUACAUCUUGCCGAGAAAUAAGAAAAAAAAAAUCGCGCGCGAGUGAGAGAGAGAGAGAGAGAGAGGCCAAAGGGGAACGUUAUACAGAAGAAAGGCAGCUGAGAAUAAAGAAAGAGGAUACAUCAUGCAACUGCCGAAUAUGCUUUUGUUAGUCAAGAACGUCUGGGACAAGACGCUGGGCAAAUUUUCAGCUACCCAACAGGACAAGAAGCAACAUCAACAGCAACAACCAGCUAACGCCAAAAUGGCCGCGGCGUCGAAUAAUGCAACUGCAACGUCGCCAAUAACGUCGGUGACAGGUCAGACGGUGCCAACGACAACGACGACGACGAUGACGCCCACGUUGAAUGUAACAGCGACAGCCGCCGAUACGACAACGGCAGCCACGGCAGCGUCGCAGGCGGCGGCGGUAGCAGCAGCAGCAGCAGCAGCAAAUGUUACCGCUUCUAAAAGGAGUUGCUGGAGACAAAGAACUGUACAUUUCACCAUUUUUUUAGCUGUAUUCUCCACGAUACUCACUCUCCUUUGGGUUUACACGCUGACAUCCGAAUUGAGGAGGAAAGCCUUCGACGUCAACAUGAUGCAGGUGUACAAUCUCAAUCUGUCCAUGGACAAUCCUGAAUUGGUGCGUUACAUCCGAGACAUGCAGAUGAAAAUGCCGUCGGGCCACGAGCCCCUCAACGCCACCGAGCCGAGCGACGAGGAGCAGUUCAUCGUCGCCCAAUUGCAGGGCAAGCGAGCCGGUGUUUACUUCGAGUACAUCAGCCGGAUUGGUGCUCCUUCGACCACGGCCUGGCUGGAACGGGAGCUUGGAUGGCGAGGCGUGCAGAUCUUGACGGACCCACGCAGCUUCUUCGACGCCUGCCGUAGCAGUCGCAAUCCCAAGACGCGGAUCCUGCGAUCCUGCCUCAGCUCCGAUGGCCAGACCAAAGAGAUAGCGUAUCACCAGGAGCAGGACGUGCAAGUGCAGAAGCUCGGCGAGAGCCCCAACAGUCUGGUACUGUUCAAGGAGACCAUGGUGGCGCCCAGGCUCAUCUGCUUCUCCCUGUACUCGGUGAUGCUGGCCUACAACACGACGAGCCUCGAUUAUCUCAGCCUCGACAUCACUUCCGAGGUGCAGGACGAACUGGUGCUGGACACAAUUCCGUGGGACGUGAUAAGGAUAGAAGUGCUGGCGAUUCACUGGGCGAGCCAUCACAGCGAGAUGGAAACACGUAAUAUCGUCGACAAACUAGCCGGGCACAACUACAAGCUCGUCAAGAGUCUCUCGACGGGCAAGCUAGUCUUCGUUUACAACCGACGUCUCAAAAUAUGAGCCCGAGGCGGCGUCGUUCGCAGCAAAGGCCUCGCAGCGCCAGCCCGAACAAGCAGCGGCUACACUAACCAUCGACACCGCAUUGUUGUUGUUCUAAAUUAAUAGCUUAUAAGCAUGGCUCUUAUCCCGCGUAUACGCCUACACCGGUACACCACACCCACACUGACAGCCAAUGUAACACACACACACAGACACACAUACACAUCCACAUCCCUGAACUACUUUUCCCUUUUGAACAAAGGAGGGAAAGAUCUCUGCCUCUGAAGUUUCAACUUACUUGGCCUAACUUUACGAGAUACUUACCCACUCAAAAGAGAGAUAGAUACUUCGCGAAGAUAAAUAAUUAAAUGAAGCUGCCAAGUUUUGGACUCGUAUUAGAGCCGUGUCCUGCUUACAUCGGCAUUACCUGCUGCGCGCACCUGCUUCUACCCACUCGACUCCUCGUACAUAUAGAUACGUACAAUUAAAAAUAGCUCAAACGCGCUUGUGUGUUUUUCGCGUGGGUGUGUGUAUGUGUGUGUGUGUUUGCAGUUUGCACGCGCGCGUCCGUGCCGUCGUGUACGCGUUAUACACAUCAUCUUUUUUCGCUAGAAAAUUUUUUUUUACAAAAUGCGCGCAUUUGGCUGCUUUUGUACUCGAGAUUUACGAUGCAUAAUGUCGAAAUAAACGUACGUAAUUAUACAUGUAAUUAUAGAUGAAUUAUGCUGCUUUUGUACAUACACAUUCAAUGAAUGUUGGACUCUUCGAUAAAUUGUACAUAAUAGUAAUUGUAUUAUUAACAACAAAAAGUUGUAACAUUAAUCGUGUAAAAAAAGCUCUCCAGCUUGCGUUUUACAAAAAGUUUUAUAAAAUACUCCGAUAAUUUUGCGUAGUAAUAACUAUCCCAUUUCAUAUUUACGCCUUUUUUAUAUUUUUUGUCUUUUUCGUAUAUUUUCUAGAGUUUUUAAACAUUACAAUUCGACAAACACAUGCCCUCUGUAAAUUUCCAUGAAUCACUUCAUUCCGAUCGUCGUACGUAGAAUAAUAGUAACUUGCAGAGGAAAACUGUUGUGUGCAUAAUGUAUGGUUGUGAACGGCUUUUGUAUGAAAGAUGCAACGAGUGGCUGAUGAUUCGUGAAUUUAAAUAAAUUUUAUCAUAUAAAUAAGCAAGUUACUAUAAUACCUUGACUAAUGGGCCUUACUAGAUCUGUAAGAAAGACGGUUAUCUCGAGUAGAAAAUUUCAAAACGAUAAUAUUAAGAUUACAGCUACUGUAGAUAGUACUGAGAAAAUAAUUGAUACAUCUUAAAGUAAAGAUUUGUGUAUUUAUACGUCCAUAGAAAUGGAAAAUAAUCGACUGAUCUUUAUAACGAUUGAUUUUUCAAGAAGCGAAGUUAAUGUUACAGGUUUUUGUAGGCGUGGAAGUUUAAAAAGUAUCAAAAAGCACGAACAAAUUAUAAAUAAAUAGUUUUAAAUAUUACAAAUAUAAGCAUAACUGUUAAACAUGAAAAAAUUAUGAAGUUAUUUCAUUCGUAGAUCGAUACUGAUAAAAAUCAAGUGCUGAACUAUUUUGAGCCAAAAUAGUUCCUAACAAUUUUCAUAUAAGUUUGUUAUAGUGUUACAACUGUACUCUUGUAUUAUUAAACACAGCACCACUGCGAUUUACUAUGAAAAAAACUUGUUAAAAGCUACUUACUCGCUAAGGUUUAGAAAUCUUUUGAGAUGAUAAAAAAAUGUUAUACUCGCUAGUGUAAUGGUAGCAAAUAGUAUUUUCUCGACUACUGGCACAAUUGAGUAAUAUUUAAGAUGAGAAAUCUAUAUCACAGACAAUGAAAUUAUCCAUAGCAUUUGUAGAUUUAUGAUUUUUGCAUUUUUUUAUAUAUAAUACAGAUCGUGAUUAAUGAUUGCAUUAUACAUGAGAAAAACAUUACUUGUAGAUUCGUGAUUUUCAAGCAAAAAAUAAUAAAUCCUUAUAUUUGUAAAAAA